Molecule: messenger RNA, 3212 nt
Organism: Neltuma alba
Lineage: Eukaryota; Viridiplantae; Streptophyta; Magnoliopsida; Fabales; Fabaceae
Product: calmodulin-binding protein 60 D
Exons: 11
Coding region: 278-1726 (482 amino acids)
Biological process (GO): regulation of salicylic acid biosynthetic process
Cellular component (GO): nucleus
Molecular function (GO): DNA-binding transcription factor activity; sequence-specific DNA binding; calmodulin binding
Source: RefSeq, a predicted model, not a curated record
CGGCAUUUCUCUUUAUCGUGAGCGGAAGGGAGUGAACCUCUGUUGCAGAAAUAGUGUCAUAUCACCUCUCUGUUUAUAGAUAAACACUAUUGUUUUUUUAGCUUCAGGGGUCCUUGUUAUCUCUCAUCUGGGUUGUUUUUUAUAGAUAUAAGCGUUCUUAUUUUAAGCUUGAGUGAUGCCUGUUACAGUAAUCGAGUUCUGAGUUUAUGUUCAUGGUCAAUUUCUUGUUUUCAGCUUGAGGAGCCCUUGUCGCCGUAUAUUCAAGUGCGCUGUAUCGAUGGCACCAUGGAAAAGGCCACCUCACUUGGUGGAUCGUGACCGGGAUGGUGAAGCUCCCGGUAACAAGUCUAAGAGGAGGCAAGGCGCCUCCGUGGCCGCUCCGGCACAGAUUGGCGUUACUCGUGGUAAUGGUUUACUCAAAGAAGAUGAUAAGUUGGUGGAAAAGAUUUUUGGGCCUAUGAUUCGCAGAGUGGUGGGAGAAGAACUCGCAACUGCACUGCGACGGCACCUUCACCGAGGGCCAAGUCCAAGCGGACACAGAAAGAAAACAUUACAACUGCGUUUGAAGGGAUCGCCCAGCGAUACUUAUACAGGCGUUAAGGUUGAGGCCAAGAAAGCAGCUUCACUUGAAGUUGCUCUGUAUCAGUGUGAUGCUGCUGGAGUUGAGGACCGCAUAGUCACAGAAGGUCCUCUAUCCUCCACAGGGAUAGAGUUGUGCCUUUUACACGGUAGCUUCGGUUCCGAUGGUCGCGAGGAUUGGAGCUCCGAGGAUUUCCGUCGCAACAUAGUACAUCUAACAAGGAAGGGAGGGAAAUUGCUCUCUGGAAAUCUGUUCCUAAGACUAAGAAAUGGAGUUUGCACUGUGGAGAACCUUUGUGUCAAUGAUAUAUCCACAUGGGCUAGAACUGAACAUUUCAGGUUAGGCGCCAAAGUCGCAGAACCAACUCCAGAAACAGAGAGCAUCAGGGAGGGUAUAAGUAAACCUUUUAGGGUCAAGGAUUGUCGUGGACUGGGCUACCAGAAACCUGACACUCCAUCGUUAAAUGAUGGGAUUUGGCGUUUAAAAGGCAUAAGAAAAGAUGGGAAAAGACAUAAAUUGCUGCAAUCCAAAGGAAUAAACACUGUCGAGGCUUUCUUGCAUCAGUUUAAUACCGACCCAAAUCAACUGAAACAGGAGAUUAGAGUUGGAGAGAAGGCAUGGAGAAAGCUUAUCCUCCAUGCUAAUGAAGCAUGUCCCAAACAAGAUGCCGGGCAACCGUAUCUUCCCACAGCUCCUCUUAACUCGGAGCCACAGCAAGCUGGGCAGGGCCAGCCACAACAUGAACUUCUACUACCUGUUACUCCCCAGGGCUGGCCGUCCACCUCUCAGUGGCAUUCAGGUGAAGCGGUGCAUGCUGGACAACAAGGCGAAGUGAGUCAUGGAGGGGGUGACAUUGAGAGCUGGGUGACCGAGCUACUGAACCCCCCUCCUGCUCAUGAAGGACAUAGCGGCGAGCAGUUUUCGUGGCCCAAUUCUGGUAUAUACAUAUCAAACAGAGGCGGUGGCACAACAAUUUGGAGACAGAUUCGAAGUGCUGUCAAGGCCACUUGGACUUGGCUGCGUUUUUGUCGAGCCAAAAGAAAGGGAAAGCUUGUCCCCCGUAACUAUAAAAUCUACUCCCCGGUAUUGUCCUUGAUUUCUCUAUCCAGGCAUGCGGACAAAAAAAAUUUGACCUCAAAUUCUUAAUAUAAAAUCUAGUUUGUAUUCCAUUUACUUGGGUAUACGAGGUAGUGUUUUGUUAAAUUGUAAUCAUAUUUUUGUUAAUUAUACGUUAUAGAACAUCAGAGAUUGUUUUAUUCUAGAAUGGAUUGGGAUGUCAUUAUUAACUCACAGAUGGCUUCGCUUUUUAAUUUGAUGGUUGCGUUCCGCGUCCAGUAGCAAUGGACCAUGACUUCAGCCUUUCCUUUGGCAGCACUCUCAUUUGAUAGGUUAACAUGGGGAUUAAGAUUAUCGUUAUUAGAUUAAAGAGAACUUUAAUGAACGACACGUGGGAGCUCCCACUCCUGAAAUUUGGCGGGUUGCCAUUGACCGCUAUGCAUAUUGGGGGAAGAUCGAGGGCAUUAUCGUCAUUUGGAUGCCACUGCGCUAGGGUUUUAUGUCCAUUCACAUUGUCGGUUUCCUAGUCUCGCCGGUUCGCCUCUAUUAUCCACCUCCGGUUCGCCUCUAUUAUCCACCUGCUUUGCUCUGUACUCUGCGGCAGCAUGAGUACGAGGCUUGCUCGGGUGCUUAUGUACACGACCUCUGCACACGAAAGUUCUCGUCUCGGUGAUUCGGUUUGUUUGGUUUCUUGAGUCCUUCAUUGAGUGGGUUGAUGAUCAUGAUGGAUCUCCAGCAAAAGGAAACGUCUCAUGAGGAAUUGAUUGAUAACAAGAAGUGCUGCACUGAUUGCAAAACUACCAAGACCCCACUCUGGAGAGGGGGACCUUCUGGGCCCAAGACUCUGUGCAACGCUUGCGGGAUAAGAUACAGGAAGAAAAGGGUUUCGACGGUGGGAUUGAGACUGAACAAAGGACAAGAGAAGAGGAGAGAGAAAACGCAGCGUCGGUUGGUGGGAGAGCUGUUGGUAACGAUGGAAACGAUUUGAAGGAGUGUUUGAAGAUGAAUUUGGUGGCAUUAGGUGAGGAGGUUUUGCUGCAACGGUCACAUUCGGCGGCAAAGAAGCAGAGGUGGCGGAGGAGGAGGAGGGAGUUAGAGGAGGUGGAACAAGCCGCCUUCUGCUUGAUGGCCUUGUCUUGUGGGCUUGUUUUCGCGUAAAAUGGGGCAACAAGACAACUAGAGUAGCAACAUAACAUAGUCCGAUCAUCGUAUAGCUAACAUAUUUCUCUUUUAAUCUUGGUUUCUUAGACUCGAGUCAUUUUCAUUAUGUGGUGUAAAAAUGGUUUAAGUCGCAUAGGCGGAAGCAGAGUCCAAGUAUAGGAAAGUUAUGGUUUUUCGGCUUUUGGUGAUAUUUUCAGUUAGGAAUUAAUAUUUCAUGAAAUUCUGGCGAUCAUGUAGUCCUUUUCUCUGCCCUUUCUACUUUGUCCCGAGGGCAUAAAGCCAGAAUUGGAAGUGUCGGGUUCAUAUUACCCUUCUGAUUUCCUCGUAAUUUAGGCCAUAACCUGAAGAGGUCUAGGAUAGCACAUGUGCCCAAAAAUGAAAUGUAAGGAAGCGAAUGAAGAGUGCUAAUUGUUGA